AUGCCGCUGCCGAAGCGCUGUGUGGAGCCGGUGCACGUGUCCCGCGGCACCGUCCCCGAACGCCUGGCCGUACCCUCGGAACUAGAGGCCGUCACCAAUGGAACCCUCGCCAACACAGUCAGGCAACUGUCAUCCCUCUCUAAGCAUGCAGAGGAUAUGUUCGGUGAGCUGACCCGCGAGGCUACCGGCCUGGCUGAGCGGACGAACGUGCUGCAGGCGAGGAUAGACCGCCUUGCCAUUAAGGUCACGCAACUGGACUCAGGAGUUGAAGAAGUGACACUCCAAGACAUACAAAUGCGGAAGGCGUUCCGUUCAGCCAGGAGUUUCCAACAGCAGUUAUUCUCUCGUACUAGUAUGCCGUCAGCAAUGCUGGCGACGUACGCGCGUUGUGAUCGACCUCCACCUCUUGAGAAACUCAACGAGUUCAGAGACGAUGGCAGGGAUGCUAGAAAGUUCUACACUGAUCCGGACUACUUCUUCGAGUUAUGGCGCAGGGAGAUGCUGCAGGAUACAGAGAGGAUCCAACAUGAUAGAGGGAAGAAGGUCCGUCAGCCACGUAACAACAACACGGAAGGCAGGUCAGCCCGUCGCGUCCGUGUGCCACAUUCAACGAGGGACAGACAGAAGGCUGAUGCUGUGACACGAGGAGAACACAUCAUGGCUCCCAGCCAGCUGCGGAGAUACAACAUAGACUACCGGGAGAAUAAACAAGAACAGGUGUACCAGACAACCACAGUAACCGAUGGUGGCUACCGAGCUACACAGAACAGGCCGCCUAUAACACAACCAGCUCGACCAAACUCCAUUGAAAUAGAAAACCAGCAGAAUAGAACAUCGAGGCUCACCGGCAAUGGACAUGUAAUGUCUGAUGAGAGUCCAUACGGUGCCGUCGAGAGUAUUUACGGCAGCGCAGCCGGUACCCCUCGCCGCGCCCGCCCGUCGAUACCUCCCCCCGCGCCCCCCGCGGCCGUCGGGGAUUCCCCCUCUCAACACACGCCCACCAGAGCUCAGUCCAACGGUUUCGGCUGUACCGAUUACGAGACGGUUGUGAGGUCGUCCCUGCCGCCCCCUCCCCCGCCGCCGGACUCCCCGCACGGAGUCAACGGAGCCUCCCCGCCUCACCGCACCGCGCUGGACAAACAUCUGGACCAGAUGCAUGCUGUUAUCGGUAUGAUGUCAUCGGAGGAGUUGCCGCCGCGGGCGCCUACGCCCCCCAUGGCGCCGCCGGCUCCCUUAGCGCCCCCCGCGCCCCCGCCGCCUGAAGAGGACCGUCCUCGGCCUCCGUCGCCGGCCUCGCUGCUCCGGGGAGCCUCCGCCCUCAAGCCUCCCAGGCCAUCAGCGGACCCCGCGCCCGACCCACGGUCCGACCUCCUCAAAGCUAUACGUGAAGGAAUCAAGUUACGCAAAGUGGAAAAACGUUGUGAAGACAACACAGGCAAAUAUAACACACUGAGGGGCGCGCCGCCGUUGUUAGACGUGGCGUCCAUUCUGGCUCGUCGAGUGGCCGUCGAGCAGAGCGACACCGACUCCGACAACGAGUCGGACUCCGACGACUCCGACCAGUGGCCGGAGCCGCGGGCCAGAGAUAUAGAAGCCCAGAAGUCUAACUUGAAAACCGACUCCCCACCCAAGAACAGUCCACCGAAGGCGACCGUCCCUCCCAGGAGGAGCAGCCUCGUCAAGGAUUCACCGAACCCUUCACCACCCAAUCAGAAGGAAGCGGUCCCUGAGACACAAAAGAUUUCAUCCCCACCUACUAAGAAUAUAAUCUCAUCUGUAAAUAAUAAAGAAAUGCAUCUGCCUUCAUUCAAGAGUAAUGUAUUGCAGAGGAAUGCAUCAUUACAACCAGUUGUCGCGGAGACGAGUCCGCCCGCGGUCACCUCCCCGCCUAUCACCUCACCACCGAUCAGUUCACCAGUAGUUCUGUCUCCUCCAGUCAGUAAAUCAAUUACUUCUUCUCCUAUCAAAUCUGUAUUAUCGCCACCUACGAAACGAGACAAUUUUCUAUUAAAUAAGAACGAUAUUAUGUCACCCCCAUCGUCCGCAGUGACAUCGCCCCCUGCGAAUAUUUUCAAAUUCAAUAAAACCGAUAUCAAACCUGAGGAAAGUUCAGCCGCAUCGAAAAUAAAGAAGGAUUCGAUAUUAAUCAAGGAAGCUCCUAUUAAAAUUGAUAAACUGUCGUUGAUUAAUAUGAGCAGCUACGAAACCGAGAAAACGGUUGACAGCGAUCAGAACAACUCGUCUAAAACGUCCGAUGUCACUAACGGCAAAAAAGCUGCGGAAUCGAAUGGAGUCGGUGACAAAAUAAGAAAAUUCGAGAAGGCCGCUGAAGAUGCGAGUCUUAGCGCGGGGAAACUGUCCCGGCCAGGGUCUGUUAGAGGAAGGUCACGAUCAGAGAGACUUGGGUCUGACAGUAAAGAAGACUUGCCACCUCCAGCCACGCCCUUCAAGGACCACGUGUUCUUCGACCUCGGUAGUGCAGAUAAAACGGAUAAGAGUAACACCGAGCCGGAAGUCGCGAAAGUUCAAAACACCGAACCGGAACGAACCUUCGAGAGGCAGCUGAGUCUGCCGAGAGGAUCCGUGAAUUCGGUUGCAGCUAAAUGGCAACACAACGAAAGCUCGUCUAUCGAUGAAAAAAUACAAAAACCCGAGCCGCAGAGAAUUAUAAAGCCGGAAUUCAAACCGAUGCCGUCGCAUGUCGACGUCACGAUUCGAUCUCCAAGUCUUGGCACUAAGCUUCCAGAUCAAUUCCCCUCUCAAGGAACAGCCUUCCGCAACGUCGCUUCCCCCGACCCUCGCCCAGUCAAAGUCAACGACGACGUGAACAAUCAGAACAAUUUCAAGACUUGCAUAUUGAAGAAGAAUAAGGAAAAAUAUUCCGUUAGCAAGGGUUCCAGUUAUUUCACUCGAGGUUCGGAGGAGAUAUGGCUGGUGAAGAAGAAGGAUAUUGAAGAAAUUGAGGAAAGGGUGCUCGAUUCCUUUCGACGAGCGGGGGGUAAUCUGUGCAUGCGCAGUGAAUCCGUGCGCCCUUCGUCAGAUAGUGGUCAAAAUUCCUUCAGUCACGCGACCAUGGGUCGUAAUAAGAGGCAAAUGUAUACCAGAAGCGAAUCAUUGGACCCUCAAUGGGCUGGAGCUAGGGCGCAAACAUUAAAGCGCCAGUCAUCAGUAGCUUGUACAUGCGGACACGAUAAGAAAACUAGAGCGAAGAGUGCGGGUCCGGAAUCGAAUCCGCGACCUCGUUCUCGAUCUCAUGGCGACGAAAACAACCAAGGUCACGUGUUAGACAAGUAUGAAACACUAGUGUAG
Messenger RNA from Danaus chrysippus (African queen), 3309 nucleotides. The record is from the annotation of a GenBank genome assembly. NCBI's taxonomy places the organism in Eukaryota, Metazoa, Arthropoda, Insecta, Lepidoptera, Nymphalidae.